UGCUUCUGAUAACAGGGAGAGAGGAAGUGCCCGUUGCAACAUCGCUGCCACGUCUGUAGGAUCCUCUGCAGCAGCAGCAGGAGCAACGACGACGGGUGUGAGGACCGGGAUGGGCCGGUGGGGGGAUGAGAGGGAGAUAGGUGGGAGUGACCGAGGAAACACAGAGGAGCAGACGGAGGGAGAGAGGAAACACGGAGAGCCACAACACAUCACUCCCUGGCUGAACGAAGACGCUCGUGCGCAGCUCCGAGAUUGAAGGAGCGCACCUGGAGGAGCCGGAGCGGCUUGUUUCUGGAGGAGAAGGGGGGUCACCCAUGCUAAACUCAGGGGGAAUGGAGGAAUUCGUGACCGAAGAGGAAGAGCCGUGGUACGACCAACAGGACCUGGAGCAGGACCUCCACUUAGCGGCGGAGCUGGGAAAGACUCUGCUGGAGAGGAACAAAGAGCUGGAGGAUUCCCUGCAGCAGAUGUACAUCACUAAUGAAGAGCAAGUGCAAGAGAUCGAGUACCUGUCCAAGCAGCUGGAGGUUCUUCGGGACAUGAACGAGCAGCACGCCAAAGUGUACGAGCAGCUGGACGGGACCGCCAGAGAGCUGGAGCACACCAACCACACACUGGUGAUGGACAGCCGGGGCUCACAACAAAAGAUAGAGACGUUAACAGGGACCAUCGAUAAUUUGCAGAACCAGGUGGAUUCUCUCUCGGGCCAGGUGGAGCAGCUACGCUCCAUGGAGCAGCUCCGAGUCAGGAGGGAGAAGAGGGAGCGACGCAAGACCAUCCACUCCUUCCCUUGCCUGAAGGAGCUUUGCACGGCACCUAGGUAUGAGGACGAGUUUGUGGUGGGCAGGGCCGAGAGCUUCACCGUGGAUGUGAAGCGUCCACCGUUCGAAGAGGAGAACCAGCAUCUGAGGGAGGCGGUGUCGGCCCUGAGAGCGGCCGCCCGGACCGAGAGGGGUCGUAGGGAGGGGGUGGAGAGGGAGUGCAACCUCCUCGUCGGAGAGUUCUCCCGCCUGCAGACACGGGUGCAGGAUGCUGAGAGCUGCCAGGCGCGGGUACGGGAGCUGGAGGUGGAGCUACAGGAGCUGCAGCAGCUGCGCCGCGCUCGGACUUACCUGCUGAGCAGCGAGGACGACGGUGUGGCCCUGACCCAGACGGUCCUCAACAGCACUCCGGAGACCGACACUUUCCUGGAGGUCGAGGUCGGAGAGACGGGAGGGGGCGUGAGGGAGGCGGCCGAAGGCGGCCGCGGCAUUGGAGGGGAGGCUCUCCCAGAGUCCAGCCCGGUGAGGAAGAGCUGCAGCGACACGGCGCUCAACGCCAUCGUGGCCCGUGACGCCUCCGGCCGCCGGAGGGGCAGCUACGCCCUCCACGCCAACAGUGUGAGGAAGAGGGGGAUGUCCAUCCUCCGGGAGGUGGACGAGCAGUACCACGCCUUGCUGGAGAAGUACGAGGAGUUGCUGGGGAAGUGUCGCCGCCACGAGGAGAACCUGUGUCACGCCGGCGUCCAGACCUCCAGGCCCGUCUCCCGAGACCCGUCCAUGAAAGACUGCGCCAUGGGCCCCACCCCGGCACCUCCGCCUACCCCCACCCAGUCGCCCUCCACCCCUGAGGCCAUCGAGAGCAUCAGCAAGCAGGUGGAGGCGGUGGACAAGAGGCUGGGACAGAGCACUCCAGAGUACAAAGCGCUUUUUAAAGAGAUCUUCUCUCGUAUCCAGAAGACCAAGAUGGACAUCAAAGCUACCAAAGCUGCUAAGGCCAGCAAAUCUGGCAAGUCUGGCAAGUCUAGUAAACAGUAAAUGGUCCACUGGUUGGCUCCGUAGAGGACGAUAACGCGUUAUCUCAGUGUUAAGUGCUGGAGGUUAUGAACAGGGGCUGGGUGUAAACAGUCUUACAGAGGGUGCUAGCUCGAGUACAGCUCAGUUCAGUUGGAGCACGCGUCGCCGUCCAACCGUACACCAGAAUCUGAUUUGCAUGUGAUCAAUUCGAAAAGCUUUGCAGAAUUCAGUCCUACUUAUAUGAAACUUGAAUGACAUUUAGUUCAGAACUAGAUUGAGUUCAUACUCUCUUACUCAGCGUUCCUAUUCAAUAUACUGGCUUCAGUGCCUGACUACUGUCGCCAUCUACCACAAUAAUAACACAGUAAUAGCAGUAUGCCUUUCAUGAGCCUCACAAGUGCACUAAAUGUCAAAGCUUCACAAAGUAACUCUCUGAUGAAAUCUAAGUAUUAUAUUAACAUGAAUCUGUAUCUUUUACGUUGCUUAUAAUGGACUCUACUAACAUUUGCAUAGUUACAGUUAGAAAGACAAAGAUGGAUCCUCUCAGGCCACAGUGCUGUCUGUCUCAAGGAUAUUUAACUAGAGGUGCCAAUAGUUCUCCUCUCGUGUCGCUUGUCACUAUACAAGUGGACAGUGCUUUAAAUUUAAAGAAGCCUUUAGUGUGGACGACAUUGCUGUCUAGCACCGGUCUCUGUGUGUGACCUCACCACCAGUUCGUCGUGUGCCUCGCCCGUUUAUCUAGAGAUUUUGGAGGACUAGCUUUCUUCCUGUCAGUUUGUUCCAAACAUUGAUGCCACUUUCCUGUCCGUACGGUGAAUUUAAAAACUACAGCCAGCAGCCGGUUAUCCUAGCUUAGCAUAAAGACUGGAAACGGGGGGAGACAGCUAGCCCGGCUCUGUUGACAAUGACAUGUUUUGGUUUUGCUUGGGUAUAGUAUGUUUUUACUUAAAUUAACUUAACAAGAUGUGGUGAUAAGGAAGCUUUAGAGUCAGAUCUUGUUAGCUUUGAACAUAGCCAGGCUAGCUGGUUACCCCUGUUUUCUGUUUUUAGCUCAGCAAGCUAACUGACUGUUACCAGAGGCUUCAUAUCGAGCUAACUCACUAAAGUGGUGUCGAUAUUAAGAAAGCAGAUAAAUAUAUUUCCCAAAACGUUUAACUAUGUUGAACUCGUGUUUAGGCUUGCCACGAUAAUCACUUUUCUCGGACAAUAUAUUACCGUCAUUAUAUUACACGUUCUAUUCCAGUGAUGUAAUAUAAUAGCAUAAUAAUGCAAGUAUACCCUUUCAAACAGCAAUGACCUCUUAAUUAUUUAGAAUUUUCAGUCAUUUAAAUUGGAAUGUGACAAAAAAAACAAUAUAUUCUAAAUAAAUAAAACAAAAAUCAAAUAAAACCACAAGACCAAAACGAUGAAAUAAAAUGGACUCUUGCUGUUAACAAUGUGCAACGUUUUGUGCGCAUUGUCCGAGUCUUAUACCGGUAGGGAACCCUGCAGUUUAUUCUGGCAUCAUGCUGGCUAACACGUUAGUGACAUUCUUAUGUCAACAAACACGCAUGUACAUACGUCAACGAUCAACAUCGAGGUCACCAAAAAUAUUCUUUUCUAAGGUCUUGUCCAUAUAUUGUACAAUAACUCAAUUGUGUAAAAAUUCUCGACGGCAUGUCUGUAUAUCGUACGAUACGAUGGCUCCAACAAAUAUUGAGGUCAUGUCCAUAUGUCGUACGAUAAGUCAAUAAUGUAAUCAUCGUGACGGGCCUACUAGUGAGGACUACUUUUACCACUUGUGCUUGCAUUCAAAGUGCUCACAUUUCUAAAAUACAUACCUUCCCCAUCUGCGUGUUAAAGUCACUGAGUGCUGAAGAUUGUCUUCAACUGAGCCCAACAGUAUCAUAGUUCUGUGAGAUACAAGAAGCAUUGUUUAUUAAUAAUAGUGAGUGAUAUCCACAGUAUAGAAUAUAGUUUAGAACCAAUUGUACCGGUUGUUGUUUUGAAUGUGUAAGACACUAAAUGCUAAAACGCUGCUGUCUUGCAAAGGACAAUCUCUGUAGAUUGUUAUUUUCACUAUUUCCUGGGCAUUACGGACACUCGUCAUACAGAAUAUACAAAUCUUUAAGGUCGUGCAUCAUAUGCAGUGUAAGCAUUUUUAUUAUUUGGGAGGAGGGAACAGUUUGUUGUCAUUGGGAUGGGAAAAGAUGUGGACCCUUUUUCAGAGAAAAUGGUCCAGUGGCGGAAUUAUAAUUCUUGGGAGCUUUUUUAGAUAUUUCUAUUAGAAUAUGUUCCCUUUAGUUAUAGCUAGACAGACCGACUGUACAGCAGAACUGCAACCAGUAAAAGGCUUCAAACCAGGACUCUGUCCAACACCAAACUAUUAAACUAACCUGCAAACAUAUUGCACCUUUUCUCACAAUAUACGGUACAUAUGCCUUUUUCUCUGGGUAACCUGCCAUGUGUAAACCUGUUGUAUUGAAUGUGAUUACAGCUCGCUCAUUUCAUAUCUGACUCUUCAGCAAAGUUGAAGACAUAGCCGAGCUCGAAACCUUUUCACACGUGUCACAGCCGACACCCGAGGGACCUAUGCUCCUGUUUGUGGCUAAUGUGUUUAAAAAGAGCGAAGGAUGUAUGAAAGCCUGCAACCUGGUACUCGAAUUACAAUCCUGCUCCCCCCCCCCCCCCCCCAAACAAAGUGUUAUUGAUUAUUGGACUAUUAGUAUGGAGUGCAUUUGAGGUCAACGCUCAUGUCUUUUAGAGUGAUUCACGCGUACAGAGGGAGUAGUGUGUGUUAGCGGAGACGAAACAAGGCCAAACCAGAGCCUCUGAAAGGCUCCUGAGGUGUCUUUACUGUAACGUCCUACCGAUUGCACUUGAACAUGUUUGACGCCUCAUCUUUUGUAUGUUUAGGAUAGCUAAUAUAAAAUUGUACCUGUGUAUUUAUUUGCGUUUGAAUGUUUACAAAUAUUUUUUCGUUUUUUUUUUACUUUUUCAGUGCCUAUACGUGAAUGUCACUAACAAAUUGUCAGAAUAAACCUGUUUUAUUGGCAUUACUUCUAUUAUCCAGUUCAUAUUGUGUGCAUUAUUAUUUAAGAUACUGGCAUUAAAAUUUAGCCUCCUCUGGUCAUUACUGAACUAAGACCUACUUUACCCUGUUAAUAAAGCAUUAAGUGAA
This is a messenger RNA of Anarrhichthys ocellatus (wolf-eel), 4935 nucleotides long. RefSeq names its product cerebellar degeneration-related protein 2-like. The record is from RefSeq and is a predicted model, not a curated record. The coding region runs from base 315 to 1796 and encodes 493 amino acids. Lineage: Eukaryota; Metazoa; Chordata; Actinopteri; Perciformes; Anarhichadidae. The transcript is spliced from 6 exons.